GAGGGUUGGCGAAGAGGCGCCGCGAGACAGGAGGAAGUUAGUGAGCGGUAGGAGUCCGUUAGAGGGCCAGUGAGCGCGAGGCAGCGGGACAGGGAACAUCUGCCUGAGGAGCUCGCGAGCGGCGAGGAGGGCAGCGCGAGUGCGGACAGACAGACAGACAGCCCGCCGGAGACACACACACACACACAGGCAGAGGCUCGGGAAAGAUGCCGCGGGUUGUCCCCGAUCAGAGGAGCAAGUUCGAGAACGAGGAGUUCUUCCGCAAACUCAGCCGGGAGUGUGAGAUUAAAUACACAGGUUUCCGCGAUCGGCCGCACGAUGAGAGACAGAUGCGGUUUCAAAAUGCCUGCAGGGACGGCAGGUCUGAAAUCGCUUUUGUGGCGACUGGAACAAAUCUAUCUCUGCAGUUUUUUCCGGCAAAUUGGCAUGGCGAGCAGAGGCAAACACCCACAAGAGAGUACGUGGAUUUUGAACGCGAUCAAGGCAAGGUAUACCUGAAGGCCCCCAUGAUACUUAAUGGUGUCUGUGUGACUUGGAAAGGCUGGAUUGACCUCCAACGUCUUGAUGGCAUGGGCUGUCUUGAGUUUGAUGAAGAUCGUGCACAGCAGGAAGAUACCCUGGCACAACAGGCGUUUGAGGAUUCCCGACGAAGAGUCAGAGAUUUUGAAGACAGAGACAGGUCCCAUCGAGAGGACAUGGAGGAACAGCUAUAUUUGGAGAUGUACGCAACUGCAGAUGCUGAAAUCUGGAGCAAAUAACAAUCUUCUGGAGGAACUCGGCAGCCACACAGGCAGGACCCCAGUCCCGGCUCCAAUCUGGGGAGCGGAGAUGAACUCAAACUACGUUAAAUGAUCUUGGAGCAGCCUUGCCAUAUUCCUUGUAUGUGGAAUCAAGCAGCUAUUUGGUGAACUGGUUAUUUAAGGAAGUGAAGAUGCUACGGUCCUGAACAAGAUUUUUUUUAAUCCGCCCCACAGCCCAGGCCUUUGGUUUCCACAUUCAGCACAAAGUGCCAGGGUUUGCACUAUGUCCAGUUACAGUACCUGCAUUUCCUGUUUAAAGCAUGUAGCCAGUAGCAAUUUUUGCAUUCUAUGCAAGCCAUGUUUCUUUUUGUUUGAAUUUUUAAAUGCCCUUUUAUGUAUUAAUUUGUCUUCCUUUCUCCUUGGUUGUUCAACCAAAAAAAUGCAGAAAAUCUGUAUCAGAAAUUAAGUUAAAAUGUUUUGAGUUGAAUUAAGAUUUAAGUGGCAGAAAACCACACAUUUAUUUUCUACUUUUUCUGUAGUACAUUCCGUGUUUGCAAGUGUAUAAGGAUUCUAAAUGUAUAUCUGUUUGCUUUUGCUUUUCUAAAGCACAGGGAAUGCUUUAUUUGCUUGCCUGCAAUUUUUGCUCUGAUUUUUAUAUCCUGCAGAGAGAUAGCCACUUCACAUACUUCACAGAGAAAUAGUUCACAUAUUAGAAUUAUUUUUCAAAAAAGUGAAAAAAUUAUGUGUAGAGUAAGAAUUUUGUUUUUGCAGUAAGUUGGAGAGUGGAAAACUCACCAGCAUAACUUUAAAUUUGGCUUGUUCGUUCCACUAUGAAUUAUACUUCAGGCCUACAAUAAUGAUCUAGUGAACAUUGAUUUUAAUUUCUACCCUUGUUUAGUUUUUGUAUUACUAAUGUGCAGUUUUUUUAAAUCCAAAUACAAUUACUUUUUUGAAAGGUCAUGUCUAUCAAAGUUUUGUAUUCUGUUAUUACAAAGUUAAAUAUAUAACCCUGAAUAUGGGGUACAAAUUGGACUGACAAUAUAGUGCACGUAUACAUCAUGUGCUGGACACAUGAAAAGUGAUUAAAAUUUCUGAAGUGCCCUGGUAUAUCAUGUUGAUGUUGGUGGCCUUGGUGGCUAUUUUUGUGCUCUGCAUUGCUUAACAAUAUCUUAAUGCUGGCAUUAAGAUUGGGAUAUCCGCUUUCUGCUAUUUAGUCUAAACAGUUCAAAACUUUGUUACAGGUGUUAAGUUAUUGAUGCAAUUUAAUAAUUGUUUUCCAAUCUAUAUUUAAGUAGAAGGAAUUGCAUCUUUUUGCAUUGUAUUCCUCCCUCAGGCGUUGCUUUGAAUUAUUGAGCUGGCUUUUGCUACUUUGUACCAUUUUCUUUUAAAUUACUUUAUUAGUAAAUCUGAAAAGACAAA
Messenger RNA from Leucoraja erinaceus (little skate), 2159 nucleotides. It is a transcript of the gene cbfb, whose product is annotated as core-binding factor subunit beta. The coding region runs from base 207 to 758 and encodes 183 amino acids. Gene Ontology annotation, molecular function: sequence-specific DNA binding; transcription coactivator activity. The record is from RefSeq and is a predicted model, not a curated record. The transcript is spliced from 7 exons. Gene Ontology annotation, cellular component: core-binding factor complex; nucleus. Gene Ontology annotation, biological process: regulation of transcription by RNA polymerase II. NCBI's taxonomy places the organism in Eukaryota, Metazoa, Chordata, Chondrichthyes, Rajiformes, Rajidae.